Molecule: messenger RNA, 2262 nt
Organism: Ficedula albicollis (Collared flycatcher)
Lineage: Eukaryota; Metazoa; Chordata; Aves; Passeriformes; Muscicapidae
Product: polycystin-2-like
Exons: 4
Coding region: 7-579 (190 amino acids)
Source: RefSeq, a predicted model, not a curated record
CAGCAGAUGAGAGAUGACCUGGAGAAAGAGAGGGAGGAUCUGGACCUGGACAGGAGCUCUCUGCCACGUCCUCUGAGCAGCCGCAGCUUCCCCCGGAGCUUGGACGACUCUGAGGAGGAUGAGGAUGAGGACAGCGGGCACAGCUCCAGGAGGAGGGGCAGCAGCUCUAGUGGGGUUUCCUAUGAAGAGUUCCAAGUGCUGAUGAGGCGGGUGGAUCGCAUGGAGCAUUCCAUCGGCAGCAUCGUCUCCAAGAUCGAUGCUGUCAUCGUGAAGCUGGAAGCCAUGGAGAGGGCCAAGCUGAAAAGGAGAGAUGUCUUGGGAAGGCUGUUAGAUGGAGUGACAGAGGAUGAGAGGCUGGGCCGGGACAGCGAGGCGCACCGGGAGCAGAUGGAGCGGCUGGUGCGGGAGGAGCUGGAGCGCUGGGAGUCGGACGACACGGCCUCGCAGAUGAGCCACCGGCUGGGAACGCCCCUGGGGCUGGGCGGGCAGCCCCGCUCCAGGAGCUCCAGGCCGCCCUCCUCCCAGUCCGAUGGCCUGGAUGCAGCAGCAGCAAACGGGGGCAGCAACGUCCAUGGGUAGUUUGUAGGGGGGGAUUCCAGACGUUUCGGGUCUGGAUUGGAGAAGAUGAAGAACUGGACGCUGCACGUUUCGGUAUGAAGCAAGCAAAUGCCACUUUAUUGCUCUCUUCUAAGCCUAAUAUACAAUUUCUCUCCCCCUGCACGUGUCACACAACUUAUCAUCGGCAGAGGCCUUCUUGCACGAGGCAAACAUUUUUUUGUUAGACUUGUCUACUUUUCACGGGCUUCAGAGUUCCUUGGCAUGCCCCUAUCACCUUAAGCUUGUCUCACCCCUUGUUUUCUUGUUAGGCUGCAGCUGUUCUUCUUCUUAUCUCUUUUUCAAGGGCAAACCUACAGGCCUGGCUCAGGCUCAUAAAAGCAUUCAUAUCCCUUUCCUGGCUUGUUCAUUACAUAUCUGUAUCACUACAUUGUUCACUACAUGUCCGUUUUUCCCUCAAAACAUUCCCAUAAGUAUUCAGCCAGCAAAUCCCUCAGUGUGAUGGGAUCAUUCUGAUCUGACCACUGGGGACAUCUUUCACUGGUAGGGAAAAAAGUCAAUAUUCACUCCAGAAAUCAUUUUCAGGCCUUUGUAAGCCAUGUGUAAUGCCACCAGUGAGAGUGUCACCCUUAGAAACUGAAAUGCAGGAAACUGAAUGGAAAUCAGGUGGGACAAAAUCCACCAGGACAGAAAUCUGAUUCUGUAAAAAUGUCAUUGGGAGCACUUGCACGAGGGCAGCAAGCUUCAGACAAAAUAGUGUGCAGUGGCUGGUACACUAAAAGGCUAUUAAUUUUCUGUUUUGUUUUGGAAAGUGCAACUUUUAAAGGCAUUUAAAAGCAAAUUGUUAAAUAAUGUUGUAUCAGACUGUCUUAUUCAUUUUAACAGCUGUCAGAUAAAACAGCACUUUUUAAAAAAUUAUGAGUUUCUACUUGUCCUUCUGAGUUUUCUUGGUAUACUAUUGUUUUACUUAAUUUAAAAUAUUCUUUUUUUUUCCUGUUUUGAGAGGUACAUUUCUUUAAGCAGAUGAAAGUGCACUUAGUUUGUACAACUGUAAAUUACAUCAUUCUCUGGUAGAAACUGAAUGCAUUAAAAUCAUCAUUUCAGAAGAAAUAUUUGAGAACUGCCUCGUCACACCCAACUAGCAUAGUAAUUUUCAGCUAUAUUGCAAAGUGCCCAUUUUUUAAUGUGUUUUUAUGAUUUAAGUGUUUCUGGGAUAAACAUUCCAGAGGUUCUUAGAUAAAUACAGCUACUUUACAAAAAAUACAUUAUUUAAAAGCACACAAAAUAGAAAAACACUAAGUUUUCCUUGGGUGUGACAGGGAAAGGGGUAGGGAAGUUUCUGACAGUUGGGAAAAUCUGAUCUUGUGCCAUGUGAAGUUCUAAUCACAUCUCAACUAUGUGGUCUGUAUUUACAUUUAACUGAACUGCUUGUAAAAUUAUUAGGUACAUUUCUACAUAGACUUUUCUGCUGUUGGUGCCUUCUGUUUCAACAAGCAGUUCUCUUUUCAUUCUUGUGGGAAUGCUGCUUAGGCAAAGCUUCCAUGUCCCAUGUAUUCUUGCAAUGGCAUUUUCUGGAUGAGCAGUGGCUCUGAGUGCCUUUCCUCUAACCAGGGAACUAAAUAGAUUUCACGCCUUUCCACUUUUAAUUUUGUGAGAAACCAUACGCACAGGAACCUUAUUAAUGUAAGGUGGCAGAGGAGGAAAUUC